Messenger RNA from Dicrocoelium dendriticum, 614 nucleotides. Lineage: Eukaryota; Metazoa; Platyhelminthes; Trematoda; Plagiorchiida; Dicrocoeliidae. The record is from the annotation of a GenBank genome assembly.
CUCUCAGGUAAACUACUACAUUUAAAUGCCGUACACUUACUGAAUCAUGCGUUUUGAAAGGCAUUUGCGAACUACGGAGAUCUGUAACCAAACCGUUUCUCAUUGGUAGGAGCUGUUCUAAUAGCCCGUGCUUACAGAGUUAACACACUGGAACUACCAACCGCACAAAAAUCAUGGCUACAGUGGAAGAGUCAGGGGCAGCGACCGGAUUUAACUCACAUACUGAAGCGAUAGAACGCCAUGCCGAUAAAAGGCGACAGUCUAGAAUAAGGAAGAAAUGGAGCCAGGUAAGAGAACAAGUUCAAGCCAACCGCCACCUUUUGAAUGUUGAGCAACUAAAAGAGCUUCGUGCUAUUUUUGCUUCUUUGGAUCGAGAUGGAAAUGGCACAGUGGCAGCCGGCGAACUACUACGGGCUAUGCGCUGCAUGAAUCAAUCGCUGACGGAAGCCGAACUAAAUGAUUUACUCGCCGAAUUGGUCGUCGACUCUAGCGGCAAAGUGAGAUUACAUGAGCUGUGUCUGUUUGUCGGAGACCGAACUGCAGCAAAGCAUUUGCAAGCAGAUUUGGAAGAGUUUCUGCGUACCCUGGAUUCAGACGGUAAGUGGCAUCGAUAG